CCACUAACCUUUCUUAAUCCUAACUUCAAGAUAACCCCUUCUCUAAACCUCCAUAAAUUCCCCUUCUUCCAUUCCUCACUACUCACCCUCACACACAUCACUCCAAUCUUGACCACCAUGAUGAAACACUUCUCAAUUCUUCUUCUUGCUCUCUGUCUUUCCACAGCCUCAGCGCAGUCGCCUGCGGCGGCUCCGGCUCCUUCUCCUUCAUCGCCUCCCACAGACGUCAUCAGAAUCCUCAACAAGGCCGGGGGAUUCACCACUCUGAUCCGUCUUCUCAAGACAACCCAAGUGGCUAACCAGAUCAACUCGCAGCUUUUGACUUCAAGCGGUGGCAUCACACUCUUCGCCCCCACCGACAAUGCCUUCUCCAGCCUCAAAUCGGGAUUCCUCAAUUCCCUCAACGACCAGCAGAAGAACGAGCUCAUUCAAUUCCACAUAUUGCCCACAUUGGUGUCCCUCUCAAACUUCGACACUUUGAGCAACCCCGUGCGGACUCAGGCAGGGGCGGAUCCGGAUCGUUUGGCCCUCAACGUCACGGGUUCUGGCAGCCAAGUCAACAUGACGACCGGAGUUGUCAAUGCCACCGUAGGCGGAACCGUGUAUACGGAUAGCCAGCUGGCGGUGUAUCAAGUGGACAAGGUGCUUCUUCCCCGGGAUUUCUUUGAGGCCAAGACUCCUGCACCGGCACCGGCUCCAGCGACUGCCAAGACGAAGGCCUCGAAGAAGAAAGCGGCGGAGGGGCCUGCUUCUCCCGCGGAUGACUCUGCUGCGAUAAGCUUGAAACAGAGGAAAGAGAUGUGGGGGCUCAUUGCUGGAGUUGCAGUGAUAGGGUUUUGGUUGUGAUCGGGAAGGGAGGUUGAAGACGAAGAAUGAAGCAACGUGCGUGUAUGUAAUGUGUAUGUACUAUGUGGUGCAUAUUGGGUCCGAUGUUUUCCUCCUCCUCCUCCUCCUGCUGCUGCAUGAUUCUUGGGGGUGGGUUCGAUUGAAUUGAAGGCGACCGGUCAACAUUUUGUAGUGUUUUCCAAAUAAGUCUUUCUCCCUUUUCUUUUCUUCCGCUUCUACUUUCUUUUGUCCAAUUCUUUUAUGUGAAAUAUGAAUCAAGUCAGUUUGUCGUGAGUUAUAUGUGCUUUUUGAAGGCUUUUGACCACUCUCUGUUCAUCGGAAGGAAAAAGGGCUUUUAAUUUUCUCUUGUUUGUUUUUUGGGUCAAUUUGAUGUAUUCUUGCAAUGAAAGGCAUGCGGCUAGAAAAUAAAAGCAGUUUUAAUAUUCA
Prosopis cineraria is the source of this 1272-nucleotide messenger RNA. Its product is annotated as fasciclin-like arabinogalactan protein 12. The annotation marks the transcript as partial. NCBI's taxonomy places the organism in Eukaryota, Viridiplantae, Streptophyta, Magnoliopsida, Fabales, Fabaceae. The transcript has a single exon. The record is from RefSeq and is a predicted model, not a curated record.